UCACCUUAAAGAAGCCAAGAGGUCAGAGCUGAAGAAAAAGUAUGCUGGUCAUCUUCCCACAGAAGCACAAGUUUUGGCCAACAUUAGCUCCAGUGAGCUUGCUAAACAUUGCCGAAGAAGAACCAGAGGUGUAGAAGAAACCCGGAACCUCAUCCAGGGAUUAUUAGACUCCAUGUGGGGACUGACUGACACCUCAGGUUUACGCCUGAUCAACCCUGAGAGCAUGACACGUGUGUGGCAAGUGCAGCAGAAGCACCUACCUUGUAUCCAAGAUCCUCCUGGUGUUGAACUGUACACCAAACUGGGCUCAACACAAAAGGGAGACAAAGAAGUGCAAACCUUCAGAUGUGGCAGAGGGUCUUCUUCAGUUGAAAGCUUUCAUCGACAUCAGUGUACCUUUAUACCAGGAUGGAGAAGCAAUGCUGUGCACACUCAAAUGUAUAUACUUGAGGGUGGAUUCAGAUGGAACAUGAAAAGAGCUCAAGAUGCUUUACAUAUGAGUUGUAGAUCACACACUAAACUCUAUGAUGUUCGUCUGAUGUCCAACAUCAACACCCUUAGCAACAGAGUGCUGGGUCAUGCAGUCUUGCCAGAGUUCGUUCCUCCAGGCAGCCCCACUGGGGAGCGCAUUGCUGUGGAGUAUCUUUUAGCUCAGUCAGACAGAGGAGACCUAUUAGGUCCCAAGCAGGACAGCGAACUGGGAGUUGUUUUGCCAGAGAUGCAAGCUGAAGUUCUGGAGGAGGAAAGUCCUGAUGUCACCAUCAGUGAGGUCACUGACAUCUUCAUCAACAGCCCUCUGAAGGUGCCACAGUAUGAUGACCAGUUGGAGAUGUCACCCCCUAAUACUCCUUUUCUCCAGGAAGGGUCAUCUUCCACUUCAUCUCAGGAAACCAGUUUUGAUGCAAGCCCUGUCUCUCACACUCAUACCGUUGGUCCAGUCAGAGGUGCGCUUACUGAUGACAACUCCUUUAGUGGACCAAGCAGUGCUUCAUCCCAGUCUGAGACCAGCGGGGAACUUACAGAAGAUGACACCUCCAGCAGUCCAAGGAAAAUGUUUCAGGAUACUACCCGGUGUGAUUCCAGAGGUUUUCCUGGAUGGGAGGCUAUUGACAAUUUGGCGGAGUAUCUUUUAAGCCUCAAUCGUACGAUAACUGCGCUGUCAACCACAGAGGUGGCAGAAAUCAUGCAACUGUAUUCUGCUUUACAUGCCAUGGACAAGCGGCCCUCCAAAUACACCCUAAAAAGUAAGAAGAGAACCUUGCCAGGACCAUGGAGAGCUUCCCGGAAACGCAGUGGCUCUGCACCGGGUCAACAGGCAGCUGAAAGGCUGUUCAUGACCCAUGGCCAGGCUGCCCAGAGACCUGACACCACUAGAAUCACUGAGUGCAUUUGCCUCAAGCUACUAAAAGAAUACCAACAAGCGAGGAACCGACCAAAAGACUGCAAGGGAAAAGUUCUGCCCAUUCCACAGUCAAUUGUGCAAACCUACUGCCAUGUUAAACAGCUGCUUGAAGACUGCCAGCCCAUACAAGAUAAGACCAACUUGUUGUUAGUCACCAUCAACAACACCACAGUAUGUGCCUGGCUACAUGGGCGACAGAAAAGAACAGACCGAGACACUCUUCUGCAAGGAGUACAGCUUCCACAGAAGGUGUCUGUGGCUGAAAAUUCCCAGCCAGAUCCAAGACAGCUCCCCUCUAUUCCUGUUGAACAUGGACAUAAAUGCAUGGAGUUUCAGAAACCUGAAAAUCGUGAAGGCGAGGCAGUGAUACGUCCACGCGUUGGUGGUAAAACUGGCUCUUCAAAGCAUUGUCCUCCUUAUUCUAAGACUGUUUUGUCAUUAUCAUGCCAGCAAGGUCACUCUUCACCAGGCCCAGCUCCUACCUGCUUCUUGUAUGCACAGAGUCAGCAGCCACAAUCACCUGCUUGGCCUUAUUAUGAGCAGAAUCAGAUGCCAAAACCCCAAUCUGCUUCCAGUUUCUGCUACAGUCCAUCAGGCCCAGUGUGGACCUCAUCUGGACAAGGACAGUUCCCACCGCUGGCUAUUCCUCUAUCUUCAUUGCAUCAGUGCUGUUCACCACCACUUCAUGCAUCAGCUCUGGCACCUGCUGCUGAUGUAGCAGCAUCUUCAUCAUCAAACAUAAAUCGUCACAGGAGAUGGAGACAGAAUAGGGCAGAACUAGAAGACCAGGAACGUCUGGCAAGGGGGGAACCUCCCAAAAAGCGGCAAUGGAAACAGGACUACCACUAUCAAUGUUCAGUUUGUGGUCAGGCCAAAAACAAAACGACUGGUCAUACACAGAUUAGGGGAAAGUGGUACUGUCCAGCCUCUGGACAGACUAUUUUGCAAUGGAAGGAAACUUUCAGCAAGCAGUGAAAGCUAAGAAAGAUUUUCUUUGUAUAAUGGUUAGUUUGUUACUCUGAUGUUCUGAUGCAAAAUGUUUUGAGGCAUUUGAUUGACACUGUCUUUUGUUUAAACAAUUUUAUUUACGCUUGAUGUGCUCAGUCUAGUACUGAAAAUGUGUGAAAUCUAGAAUAAUUUCACAGUUGGGCCUGUAUGUUUUAGUCAGCCUUUGGACAGUGCUUAACACAUGUCCAUUUAUAGUGACAGAUCAGUGUACGUGGUUGUGUAAGAACAGGUUUAAUACAUGUCGCUGAUCAUAAUUUGAUUGUGUGUUGUGUGACCUAAAUGAUGUUGGACCUCAAUAGUAGUAGUGACAGAAAACAACCAAAAUAGAGAUAAUUCCAAUGGUUUACCAGAUAGAACAAAAUCUUGAGGGUAAAAAAUGUUGAACAGAUAGUUUUAACAAUAGUAGUUAGAAAUUAAAAGUCUGAUUAUAUUAUAUUAUCAU
This is a messenger RNA of Girardinichthys multiradiatus, 2852 nucleotides long. RefSeq lists its product as uncharacterized. Bases 173 to 2377 code for a protein of 734 amino acids. NCBI's taxonomy places the organism in Eukaryota, Metazoa, Chordata, Actinopteri, Cyprinodontiformes, Goodeidae. The transcript is spliced from 8 exons. The record is from RefSeq and is a predicted model, not a curated record.